CACUCUUUUAUCCCACUCUCUGCACUUAAGCUUCUCUCACUUUUCUCUUGUUUGUUUUCCGGGAAAGUUCGGUUGCAUUCUCAUCACAUGGCCAAGGACGUGGAGGUGGCGGAGCACGGCUCUUUCUCAGGCAAGGACUACCAUGACCCGCCGCCGGCACCGCUGAUCGACGCCGUCGAGCUCACCAAGUGGUCCUUCUACAGGGCCCUGAUUGCAGAGUUUAUCGCCACACUUUUGUUCCUUUACAUCACGGUGCUGACCGUCAUCGGGUACAAGAGCCAGACCGACCCAGCCAAGAACAACGACGCGUGCGGCGGCGUCGGCAUUCUGGGCAUAGCCUGGGCCUUCGGCGGCAUGAUCUUUGUCCUCGUCUACUGCACCGCCGGAAUUUCUGGGGGUCACAUAAACCCGGCUGUGACUUUCGGGCUGUUCCUGGCGAGGAAGGUGUCGCUGAUAAGGGCGGUGUUGUACAUGGUGGCGCAGUGCUUGGGGGCUAUUUGUGGGGUGGGGUUGGUGAAGACCUUCCAGAAGUCGUACUACGACGACUACGGCGGCGGCGCCAACCAGCUGGCCGUCGGCUACAGCAAAGGCACCGGACUUGGGGCGGAGAUCAUCGGAACUUUUGUCCUCGUCUACACCGUGUUCUCCGCCACUGAUCCCAAGAGGAGCGCCAGAGAUUCCCAUGUUCCGGUUUUGGCCCCACUGCCAAUUGGGUUUGCUGUGUUCAUGGUUCACCUGGCCACAAUCCCGGUCACCGGCACCGGCAUCAACCCGGCAAGGAGCCUUGGCGCCGCCGUUAUCUACAACAAGGACAAGGCUUGGGACGACCAGUGGAUAUUCUGGGUUGGACCCUUCAUCGGAGCAGCCAUCGCGGCCUUCUACCACCAGUUCAUCCUGAGAGCCGCCGCCGUCAAAGCUCUGAGCUCUUUCAGGAGCUCCUCCCAUGUCUGAAAAUGAUGGGUUUGGAAGAAGGAGAUGGAUCUUUAAUUAUAUCCUAGGAAACUGAAAUAAUAGAGGAGUAAAGUUGCACGUCUCUCUCAAUAUCUCUCUCUCUCUCUUUUCCCCCAUCAAUAUGUUGAAGAUUAGUGGUGUGGAGAGGAGAGGGAGAGUGCUUGGGAGCCAGGAAAAUGUAGAUAGAAAAUCCCAAUCCAAUACCCACAAAAGUGAAAGGGAAAGCUUUUUAUCUUUUCUUCUUUUCCCUUUUGAGUUAUCUGUUGCCCCUUGUGUUUGUUUCUUCGCUUAAUUUACCUCUUGGUCCUGUAUCUGUUAAUCUUUUAAUAAUAAUAGUUUCAUCUUUGUUUUCUUUGGAAUA
Diospyros lotus (date-plum) is the source of this 1312-nucleotide messenger RNA. RefSeq names its product probable aquaporin PIP2-5. Gene Ontology annotation, cellular component: plasma membrane. Bases 88 to 951 code for a protein of 287 amino acids. Gene Ontology annotation, molecular function: water channel activity. The record is from RefSeq and is a predicted model, not a curated record. The transcript is spliced from 3 exons. NCBI's taxonomy places the organism in Eukaryota, Viridiplantae, Streptophyta, Magnoliopsida, Ericales, Ebenaceae. Gene Ontology annotation, biological process: transmembrane transport.